Messenger RNA from Penicillium antarcticum, 1572 nucleotides. RefSeq lists its product as uncharacterized. Gene Ontology annotation, molecular function: mannosyltransferase activity. Gene Ontology annotation, cellular component: endoplasmic reticulum membrane; glycosylphosphatidylinositol-mannosyltransferase I complex. NCBI's taxonomy places the organism in Eukaryota, Fungi, Ascomycota, Eurotiomycetes, Eurotiales, Aspergillaceae. The transcript is spliced from 5 exons. Gene Ontology annotation, biological process: protein processing; GPI anchor biosynthetic process. The record is from RefSeq and is a predicted model, not a curated record. Bases 1 to 1572 code for a protein of 523 amino acids.
AUGAAACGGAGGAUCACCUAUAUCCAGCGCGACAAUGCGCCAUUUGAGCCUCAGCAAGCUGUCCUAACCAGCAAAUCACUAUCCGUCCGCGACUUGGACGCCGCGCGGGAGGAUCGCAUCACGGUCGGGCUGAAUGAGCUCCCACAAGAGCUGCGCGCUAUUCUCGAGCAAUCCCAUGAGCUCCACCUCCGCUGGGCGUCCGAACAGCCAUACGAGGCCGUCGCGCCUUUCGCCAGCCGGGUGUCGCCCGGUCUGCAUGUGCAUUAUACUCCACUGAAUACUGAUACGUCUUCGGAGGCAUUGUGCUCGCUGCUCCGCACGAUCGUUGGACCUGCUGAGGGUGCUCAAUACAAGGAUUGUUCGAAGCCAGAGGAUUCGUUCAUUACACCCCCACUUCUCUCGACUAGAUUCGCUUCCUCGGCUUCCCUUCAAUACCACACUCGUCUUGAGUUGCUACAACCUCUUAACAAAUGGAUCCGAGACUCUGUCUGCGCCCAGGGCAAGGAUGCUUCUGAAUGUCAUGCUCGGGCUGAUUCGCUUCUUUCGGCGGACUCGGUGGAUAUUGACUACGAUAGCAUUUCACAUGCCUUGACUGUGUCAAGUCUAUGGACUAGCCCCCCCUCGGGCGGCUGGACAGAGCAGCUUGAUAAGCCAGUUUCUUCUGCUAAUCAGCUUGAAAUCGGUAUCUUGGGUGCUGAGCCGGGCCUUGAGCCUGAAGAGAUCAAGAUGGGGGGCCUUUUAGCUGUUGUUGGAGAAGACAAGAAGCUAAAACCAACCAUGUUCUCAUUCCCCUCCCGACACCAACCUCUACUGGAGCCCGCCACCUACACAGUCUCCUUCGCUUCGCCAACAGGUCUACAUCCAACAAUGUCCAUCUCCAUGCCCCGUUCAUCUUUGAGACGACCACCCGCUCCAAGCGACUCAACCUGCGCACUCCACACAUAUCUAACACUUCCCUCCACCAUCUUCGGAGAUCAAUACCAGCUCGGAACAACAGACAUUCUCUUCCUCGAGUCCCAUAACCUCGUCGCCCUUCGCGCCCUAUCAGGCGAGAUGGAUCUCGAAGCCCCAGACUGGGUCGUCGAUCGCUGGGGCUCAACCUGGCUCCUUGAGCUAGCAACUCCACUCGAGGACCCAUCCGACUCCUCAAACUGGACAGUCACAGUCCCUCUGCAUCUCCGAUACCUCCCACCCUCAGAAACAGGAUACCGCACCGCACACGUCCCUUGGCCAGUCGUGUUCUGGGCAUGUACCUCAGAAGAAGGAACGAAGAUGGGCGUGAACCCCUUCGACCGCACUAAUCUAGGCUGGGAUGGUCUUUUCGGUCCGCGCACCAUGUUCUACCAGCUUCAGCCUAACUCAGAGCACCUUUUAGAGGAUAUCGAGGUUCCAGUUCUUCGACUUGAAGAUGGGGGCUUAUUCCGAUCUAAGAAUAUCGAGCUGGGAACCUGUCUCGUUAUCACACUUGGCUUCUUUUGGGUAUUGUGGCGCCUUGCUCGGGUGGCUUGGUCGUCUGGUACUGCUUCGAAGCCUUCGAAGCCUUCGAAGCCUGUGCAUGAUAAGAAGGAAUGA